This is a messenger RNA of Saccostrea cuccullata (small rock oyster), 13652 nucleotides long. Its product is annotated as 1-phosphatidylinositol 4,5-bisphosphate phosphodiesterase epsilon-1-like. Bases 127 to 10824 code for a protein of 3565 amino acids. The transcript has 45 exons. The record is from RefSeq and is a predicted model, not a curated record. Gene Ontology annotation, biological process: lipid metabolic process; release of sequestered calcium ion into cytosol; phosphatidylinositol-mediated signaling. Gene Ontology annotation, molecular function: protein binding; guanyl-nucleotide exchange factor activity; phosphatidylinositol-4,5-bisphosphate phospholipase C activity. Lineage: Eukaryota; Metazoa; Mollusca; Bivalvia; Ostreida; Ostreidae.
GAAAUGAAAUGAAAUGAUAUUGUGAAUUUCAUAUAAUGACUCCAGUGUGAUUUUUUCCCGACGUCGAUCGGAUAAAUUUAUUGGCAAAGGAUUUUAUGACAUGUUCGGUUACAGCAUGAAUUUAAAAUGAGUCAUCAUUGGGAAUGGACAAGAACAAAUGGCCUAGGACAUGAUUACAGCGAUUUCCGGGGACUUCAACCUGGAAAAGAAUGCACGGGCAUGCGCAGCCCGAUCCCAGACCUUGUGGUGGUACCAGAACUUCAGGAACAAAAUUCGUUUCAAGAAGUUAGCCCAGGGUUGCUAUGUACCCAAACAUUCUUGUCUCCCCGAAGUUCCGGUUCAUCUGCCGCACGUGCCAGCAGUAUUACGUCUUCAAUUUUUGAUUUGUCAUUCGAGAGCGCGCAAUUAGAAAAAGCUUUGGUGGAAGAUGACACUAAAAGUCUUCAAAAGAUUUUUGAAAUCCACUUUGCAAAAUUUCCGCGGAAAACCAGGGAGGACAGGUUGAGUGUAGGUUCGCGAAGUCGACGCCCAAGCAGCCGGUUUAGCACCGACACAGAGAUCAACAGGAGAUGUCCGACCCCAAUAGAGUCUUUCGAUCGUCGAGAAAGCGUGACGCCUGAGUGUGACAUUCCAUUAAUAUUUAGAACUGCUCUGCAUGUUGCUAUUCAUAACAACUCAACUGAUGCUGUCAAACUUUUGUUAAGAUGCAAUAUUGAUCCUAAUUUCCCCACCGCUAAUUUGAUCAGUCACAUAAAACCAGGAUGCCAUGCUAUCGACGCACUGAAAAUUAAUAUAGUAAAGCCUUCUUCUGCACAGAGAGGAAGCUUGAGUCCACAGAUCGAUUAUCAUAACACGAGGGCUGAUCACUUCGGCAUCAAUAAUGAUGAGACGAACAACAGUUUAGCUCCGCCCGCACCCGUCACCAGCAACGAUUUUGGAGACUACUCAGUCGAUGAUCUCUAUCACCUCCCUCCUCUGUUUUUGUGCGUUGUUGAGCAGAAGCCUGUGUUGACACACUUGUUGUUGCUGCACGGGGCUGACCCCACCGUGCAAGACGCACGUGGAAAUACACCUUUGCAUCUCGCCGUAUCAUCCGCGUAUUUCAAUCUACAUUGUGUUAGAGAAUUAUUGCAAUACGGUGCGAAAACGCAAGAAAAAAAUCUCGAUGGAAACACACCUUUUGAUAUCCAUCGCAACGUAAGUGUUGAGCAGCAGACGGUAAUACAUGCUUUACUGUCAGGCCUCUCAGUAAGUAGGAUAGCAGACCCCAACGUUAGUCUGGUCCUGGAAGACAGCUGCAAAAGCAGUAAGAGUGACACAAAUUCUGACACGUUAUCGGGGCGACUAUUGCGAAGGUUCUCAAAAUCUGCCAAAUUUCGUCCCAAUGUUGGAUCGACAAAGGAAAUAUUUCAUGAAAUGAGGGAGAGGUUGUCGUCUGCGAGUUCGGGUAGGAGCGCGCGUAGCAAGCACCAAUCUGUCAUUGCAGAAGAUUUGGAUAGCGAUGUUUCACUGCAGACGGCACCAGCAGAAUCGCUCUCCAGUCAUGAUCGACACAAAACCAGGAUGAGUCUACGUCGAGACCGGUCCAAACACAGGAAUAGCUGCCUUCCGGAACAAGAUAAGUCGAAUCUUGAAGAGGCAGAAAGGACCCUGUAUGCUCUGAAGAAGUUAGCAGCCAACAAGGAGUGCAUAACAUCGCUUUUGGAUGGACUUACAAAUUACAUUAGAAUUGUGCUAACACUGGCAGACAAUUCCGAAUAUCCAUCAGUAGAGAAGGCCAUUAACGAACUACUUAAUCAAAUAUUGCAGACUUGUUACGAGCAGCUUCAGUUGACCCAAGACCCAGAUGAAAAAUAUGAGUUAUUCAUUCAGUUAUCCAAACUCCUCACCGCUUCUUUGGAGCUUCUUCGUGGCGGACAGUCGUUACAUUUCACCGCCCUUAGCAUUGUCAAUAGGAUCAUUGAUAUGUGUAUUGUUCAUAAAAACUAUGAGAUUCCUUCUGCUGUUUCUCAGAGUACUAUACGAGAGUACCUGGAUCAAGGUAGUUCAGACACUUUACACAAAAGUCCUAAACACUCGGGAAAUAAUGCGGCCAAGCAUGAGGAUGGUAGUGGUGCUAGUGCCGCAUUUAAGCGGCCCUUCGCAAACUUUCAGAAAAGUGGAAACCACGAUACUCACUGUGAUAAAACUGAUGAUGGUGCUGACAUGGGGAGAGUUAAUCUCUCUCCCCAGUUUAGUUUUUCCCCAUUGGAAAUCUUGACUUCCUAUAAUCCUAGUCAAAUUUUAAGCAUUUUACAUAACAGUAUCACCAUGCACAAGCGAAUUAUUGGGACACGACAAAAGUGCACCCCUAGUACACGACUUCGGACUUGUACGCAUCACUGUUUACAGAUACUUAGUGCUCGGAUUUUAGUUGUGAUGAGCCAUGGGUCGUAUGUUCAACACCGGAUUAUUGCGGAUGGACACAUUAAAACACUUGUAGAGGCUUUAGAUCCAAACCAUGAUCCACACUUACUGUGUCUCCUGCUGCAGGCUUUGGCCUCUAUAGCCCUGAACCCCCACCAUCACCAGUCCCUGAACGAUGCAGACAUUUCCGACAUGCUGAUGCAGCUUCUACUACCAUCUGAUGAGUGGUACUACACCAACCAUAGUACUAAGUAUGCCAAGUACAUCAAGUACCACGCAGCACGAAUACUAGUGUACAUGGGACUGUUACAUAAACUUGGAGGUCGUGUGGACCUGUUUGAUAGAAAGUUGUUUAUGGACACAGACACCAACUCCCACCUCCAAGUCCACUCCCCUGAGGACAGUUUUAUUGAGCUGAUGGCGAUCGGGAGGGUGGUGAUGUGGAACGAGAACCACCACCUACAGGCGGCAUCCCUAGAGGGGCUGGUGGCGGAACUCAUCGAGGAGGCUGUGGGGGAUGAAUCCGACUCCUCUCCAUCAACAAUAAACCUGUCUACCUCUGUACAGAGCCUAGCCACUCUUGUCAAACAGAGUCAAAAUACAGUCUUAUCUCCCUUUAUUUCCCCAUCGUGUUCAAUGGAGUUCUUGACAGAAAUAGACAAGAAACCAUUCAGGGAGCAGUUGUUAAUGGCUUUGCCUAUGCUUGUCCACCCUGUUAUAAUUCUGAGACUUCUGGCUCACAAGUUAUUCGGGAAUAUGAUACGCCGAAAAUCUUCCUACAAUACAAUAGAGACCAAGUUACGACCUCCCGAAAAUCCAGUGGAGGAAGUAUGUCCACCGAGAAGUAAUUCAGAAAGUGUUAAAUAUGAACUGAAGAAGGACCUGAUUAAGAAAAAGAGGACGAACCUAAAGAUUUCCAUAACAACUGCUAAAAAUUCCUCCUCCGAUGAAAUGGACUCCCCAAAUGUAUCCAGCCCAGGGGAUUAUGUCAAACAUAAUGGUUUUCAGUCCAAAAAUAAGCCUACCCAGUUAGCUCUGAAAGCAAUGGGUCAGAGCUUAGCCAAUCCAGUGCAGUCCAAUUCUAGUGGGCAGAUUAACCAGAUAUCUGAAUCCAGCAGCGGCAAUGCAAUUAGUAGUCCAGAGUCGUCAGGUGACAAUAAACACGAGAGAAGUAACACCAAUCAUUCCGCCAAAUCCAAACUCUUUCAUUGGUCAAGUAAAAAGCAUCUGUGUAAAUCUCAAAGUAGCAUGUCGACCCCUCAGUCUGACAAUAAUAAUGACAGUAUGGAUAUGGGUUCAGACGACUCUUUGAAUUCUCCUUCCAGAGCUGAUGUAGAUAUUGUUGCAUUUCAACGAGAGCUCAUUAACUUGCCAACCUUUGUGAUGGACACCCCUGCCACAGACGUAUCUCCCAUCUUCUCGCGCUCAAGUUCAGUGCCGGAGAAUUUAGCCAGAACGGGAUGUAGUGAUCCCUCCCCUACGGAACUCUCCUCUUGCAGUUCUGAGCAUUUGAACAAUCAAAAGCGCAGUGCAGAAGUGUUUCCUGAAACUUCCAAAACCAAAGUGCCAAAUUCACCAUCAGUGAUCACCAUUACUACGACUGAUUGGACUAACUGCCCUACGGAAGUGGACACUGGAUUCCUCCCAGGGGAGUCCUCCGAUUCCAUUACUGACUCCAAAGUGGCCAACAUUGAAGUGCAUUUUGAGGCCCCUGCCUCCCCCAUGUCUAGUGCUAGCCAGAGCCCCCAGAUCUUUGAUUUUCCCAGUCCCUUUGAUAGCUCCAAGCCAAACGGUGGCCAGCAGGUGCCUGGUGUCUGUGAGAAGCAGUCCCAGCUGAACAUCACAUCCACUGCGGGCACCACCUCCGCUAACUUCCUCAUCCCCUCCCCCACCACCUCCAAUGUCUCUAUCACCACUAACACCUCAGUCACCUCACCGUGGUCACCAUCAUACCACACCAACAAUGUUAACAUGCAGGUCACUCAUCCAGAGAUUCCCAAGCCUCACUUUGGAGUUCUCAAGGUCAUUGAGACCUGGAUCAAGGUCUGUAGUAUUGACCUUGACUGCAGUAGCCUUAUCAUCCACGAAAUGAGGGACUUCCUACGGAAGAUUUCUGUUCUUGGUCUGGAGUACAAAGCUUGGUGCCAGCGGAUUGGAUCAUGUCUACAUCUAGAGGAGAAGAAUACGACCAAACAAAGAUCUGAGAAAGAAGAUGACCCACAGAAUAUCCAUGCUCAAUAUAAAAGGUUACAAAAGUUAGUGGUGGGAGGAGAACUGCCAUGUUCUAAGGAGGACGUGGCCACGCUGGCCAGCAUACAACUCCACAUAGAGGAGGCGUGGCCCGAGGAAAACCUCCCAAACUACACCAAGUCUGACCUCGCCCUAUUUAACAAGAAACUCCUCGACUCCCACAAAUACCUGUCCAAGUCAGCUGAUCCUCAGGAGAACCUGCGGAGACGGAAAGAAUUGAUCCGCAACAAUCGGGCUCUCAGGAUCACCCAGAGUCGACGGAAGGGGCGGUUAGUCCGUCAGCUGACCUGUGUCAGUGACCACGAGGAGACCAACCAUAAUGAGGUCGACCUGACGAGAUUUCUACCUCCAGACUUCACCACCUCAAAGAAAAUACGCUACAUUUUACAAGAGAAGCAGAAGAAGUUAUGGCAUGCUCCGUACUAUGACAGUGAGAUCAAACUCAAGCAACAGUACAUCAAGAUCUGUAAGAAUCUCCCAGCUUUUGGGUGUAAACUUUACCAAGUCAAGGAGCUACUGAGGGGAAACUCACAGAAAAAGAUCGCAAGGCUACUUGGUGUCAACAAUGAGAAAAUAAUACUCCUGGACAGCAAGACCAAACUUCUUUUGAAAUCCCAGAGCAUUGCAGAGUUAGAGGUGUGGAACACAGGAUCCGGGAAAUCCCACGAUGGAUUAAUGCUGGAAUUUCGAGGCUCUAAGCCGUGGCAGCUUACUAUGUCGUCACAAGAGAACCUCAAAUCUGUUACCGCUAUUCUAUUUGAUGCGCUAGAUAUGGAUGGGAGGUUUCUUAACAAUGGGACUUUACGUCGAGAAAGUUUUGAUUUUGAUUUUCAUCGAAAGCCUCCAAUACUUAAACCAGCUACAGACAGAGGAACUAAAUACUCUCAGGAACUCCAGAAUCUUCAGAAGAUGCUGCAUUUCCCAGAGGAAGUGGCGCUUUUACUGACAGAGACUGAGCAUGCUCUGUUUACCUGUGUUCCUCCCGCCCACUACAUCCGUCAGGUGACCACGGACAUCUCCCGGGGGUCCCUCGUCUACCACAAAGUCUCCAGUGUGGAGGAUCUCAUACAGAGGUUUAAUGAGGUCAGUUCUUGGGUGACCCAGCUUCUUAUUACCCAGCCUACACAUGAGGACCGUAAGGCCAUUCUGUCCUGUAUUAUCAGACUGGCCUUCUACUGCUGGUGCAUAGGAAACUUCAACACUACCAUGGAAAUUGUAGCAGGCCUCAAGUCAGACAAGUUGAAGCCUUUCUGGUUGUCCAUGGUGGAUGAAGAUCUCUCUACUUUUAACUGGUUGUGUACAGCUCUGAUGUCUCGAGAACUGACCGAUGAAUACCGAGAGGCGGUCAGUCGCUCACUGGACAUCCCAGACUGUAAAGUGGUGCCUUUCUUUGGGGGAUUCCUUCGUGAUUUGAGAUCUCUGUUUCACAAUGUGCCAAGUAUCAUCGUCUUGCCUUCAGAGGAAAACCAAUCAUUAGAGUUUAUUUCUGAUUACAAUGGAGAAGACCGCUUCAUGACCAGGAUUGGGGUAGGAGGGCUGAUUAACAUGGACAAGUUGAAGCAGACACAUCAUGUGUUGAAUGACAUUGCUCUCUUCCAUUAUCACGCCAAACAACAUGUUGACAAUGUCAGCAACAGAUCCAGCAUUAGUUUUGAUUUUGAGAAUGAUGGAGACAGUGAUUAUGACCUUGACCUAGAUUCCUACCAGCCAAUUCGUCCAGUAUUCAGUGAACACGAAGUGAUGAUCGUCACUCCAAAAAUAGCCAAUCUAAGUCAGCACUACCUACAAUGUAUGCACCACGGCAGUACGGUGGUGCACGUGGACAAUGAUAGCAGCCGCUCCUGUAUGUGUUACCUGAGGCUGGAGGUAGACAACGCCACCCUGUCCUGGCACCGCCCAGCGUGGAGCUCUCUAGUGGGGAACACCUGGUCCUACCCUGAUUACGGUCAGAGAGGAGAGUCGGAGUCAGCGUCCUCCCAGGUGUUGUGUUCAAGGUAUUCAAAUGGACAAGAUGUAGAUGACAUGUUAGAAGAUGGCUACAUAGAUCUCCGUCUGGUGAAGGCCGUGAAUUCAGGGGUGGAGGAGUCCAUUGAUAUCGCAGCCCUAUCCAAGAGAUACUGCAUCGACGGCCUUACUCCCCGUCAAAACGUCAUAUCCCUCCUGUACGGGGUGGGGCAUUCAGAGAACAGGAAGCUGUAUUUUGUGGCCCCCUAUAACAUGGCCAAGAUCUGGCUAACAGGACUUAGGAAGAUCAUCAAUGCGUUUCAGAAGAUGAGGUGGCAGACAGACAAACGGAUUCAGCAUCUGAAGUUUCAGUAUCUGCAGUUGUUUUAUGAAGGAGAGAAAUGCCAGGGACCUACUCCGGCUGAAGCCAUUAAGAUCUUUGGAGGCAGACGAUGGCAGGGAGGACCUCAAUUAGUCGGAAGCCAAGAAAUCCCAGCAUCCUUCAAAAGAACGCCAAGCUUCUUCUCCACAACAAAGCCCAAAAAAUCCAACAACACUGCUGCUUCAUACAAAGAGAGUCCAAAAUCUGGGUCAUCAGUACCCAACUCAACCCAGAAGCAGAAAGAGAAGGUUUCACAGAGCCAAAAGAAUUCACCUAGUCCCUUAAGACAAACUAAAUCCGAAAUGAAUCGGUCAGCUAAUAGUGCUAGUGAUCCCAACUUAAACCAGAACCUUGGUAAACUUAGUCCCAACCUGGGAUUCCGACCGCGGAGUUCUACUUUCAGUUUUACCAAUCGCUACAGGAUGAAGAGGAGGAGAAUUUCACUUGGCGUUGGUACAGGGGAUAACAAAAUGAGUUCCAUCACACAUUCCACACAACUGACAUUCCUGGACUUUGUAGAUUUGUUUAAAGCUUUUGGACUGCGCUGUAGGAAGGACCUAAAGGAUUUAUUUGAGCAAUUUGCCAUGACACCCAAACCUAAUGACAAGGACAUUCCAGUGAAUAGAACACAGGGUUACAUUCCACCCAGCAAUGAUACAUGUAUAAUAACCAGAAAUAGUUCCUAUGACCGUACAAAGGACAAUCAACAGAGAAGGAAGAUCUGUGAUGCUCUGGCCGUAGCCAGUAUCGUGGCUAACUGUGCCGGAGUCGAGUCAAACCAGAACCGGUGUCUGGGACUGAGGGAGUUCCGGGAAUUCCUCGAGGAUUAUCAGGAGGAGCAUCUGGAAGAUGAGGACAUUAUAGAGCUGAUACAGAGACACGAACCUGAUUCUAAUCUAAGGAGGAGCUGCUGUCUGUCCUUUGAGGGGUUCGCUCGAUUCCUGAUGGAUAAGGAUAACUAUGCGUACUUGUACGAGAAAACUAAACACAAUGAUGAGGACAUGGAUCAUCCUCUAUCCCACUACUAUGUAGCUUCCUCCCACAACACGUACUUAACGGGACAUCAGUUGACGGGGGAGUCGUCAGUGGAACUGUACAGUCAGGUGCUGUUGAUGGGUUGUCGUUGUGUGGAGCUGGAUUGUUGGGAUGGAGAUGACGGUAUGCCCAUUAUUUACCAUGGACACACUCUCACCACCAAAAUCUCAUUCAAGGCUGUGGUAGAAGCCAUCAACAGGAGUGCUUUUGUCAUGUCUCCCUACCCAGUAAUACUCUCCAUAGAAAACCACUGCUCUAUCCUACAGCAGCAGAAAAUGGCUCAGAUUUUUACUUCAGUAUUUGGGGAUAAGUUGGUAACAUCACUUCUGUUUGAGAGUGAUUUUUGUGAGGACCCCCAGCUUCCAUCACCCUGCCAACUCAAACACAAAAUUCUGGUCAAGAAUAAGAAGAUUAGAGACUUCGAUACGUAUCCUCUGAAAAAGGUGCCCUCCUGUCCGAGAACCAACAGUAUGGCCUCUACAGAUACCUCAAUGUCAAUCAACGAUUUUGAUGACGAUGAUGAUGAAGAUGAUGAUGACGAUGAUAUAACAGAUGUGAAGGACCCUGAAAUGCGUCAGUCUGUGGACAGUCAGGACAGCCAGGUGGGGGAACAAGAUGACCGAGGGAGGAGUUCCACUCCCUCAGUAAGACCCAGGGCAGACUCUUUUGUCGACCAACAAAGGUCUUCUAGUGGUUCCUUUAGUGGGGAGAAAUGUAGACCAAAAAGUCAUCCAGACUUUGACUGGCAGUUUGACCUUGACCUUCAACCCCCAGAGAAGCAGCCAAGGAACAACAAGCAUCAGAAGAAGACCAGUCAGAUUGCUAAGGAAUUGUCUGACCUUGUGGUGUACCUACAAGCUGUCAAGUUCAGAGGUCUGAAUGUCAGUCCUAAUACUUCAGUGAAGAAGAAAAGUGGUGCCAGAAGAGCUCUCCUUGGCAACAACCCUGGAACACCUCCCCUAAAUACAGACAAGGGAGAGUUGAGUAUUCCUACAGGGAUUAUGAGACAGAGACGACCAGACAGUACCCCUGUGUGUUACCUAGUGUCCUCACUCAACGAGAGUAAAGCCAAACAACUGUGUCGCCGCAACCCGAUAGGCGUCAUCAAUCAUACAGAGAAGCAGAUUAUGAGGACCUACCCCUCAGGAAUGAGGAUCGACUCCUCCAACUUUAACCCUGUCAUCUUCUGGGCCUUCGGACUUCAAAUGGUGGCCCUCAAUUACCAAACUGAAGACACAGCUAUGGCCUUGAACACAUCCAUGUUUGAACAGAAUGGUCAGAGUGGCUAUGUCCUAAAGCCGGCUGUCAUGUGGGAUAAAAGUCACAUGAUGUAUAACCAUUUUAACCCCAUGGACAAGGAGUUUGAUGGACUUCAUGCCACUGUUCUUACUCUACAGAUAAUAUCUGGUCAGUACGUCAGCACUAACCACACCGCCAGUACUUAUAUAGAGGUAGAGGUCAUCGGGAUCCCCGUGGACUGUGUCAAACACAAAACUAAAGUCGUCUCCAGAAACGCUCUCAAUCCUAUAUGGAAUGAUCUCUUUUCUUUUCAGGUAAUGUUUCUUGAUCUAGCCUUCAUCCGUUUUGUUGUGGUGGACGCCAACACUAGUCAUGUUAUAUCUCAGAGAAUAAUCCCCCUUAAGUGCCUCAGAGCAGGAUAUCGCCAUGUCCGUUUACGCAGUCCCAAUAACCAGCCUCUUGAGUUGUCUACCCUGUUCAUCUACUCCAAACAUGAGGAGGAGCUGCUUGUUUCCUGUGAUAUGCCUGAAGUCAAUGGCUUCCAUACCUCAGCUUCUUCCAAGAGCAUGAAAUCUAAAGUCAAGGAGGCUUCCGAUGCUUCAAAAGAGCCAGGAGUGACACCACUUGGAACAAAAGUGAAGCGGAGAAUGUUCUUUGUGAGCGUGUUUGGAGUUAACUCCCCUGAUGAGUACAUCAUUCUGAAGGUUACCCAGGAUACAUCUGUUUAUGAGGCCAUCAGUCAGGCUCUAGCCAAGGCGGGUCGGGCUGAGGACAAGGUGUCUGAUCAUGUGUUGGUAGAGGAUGUCCAGGUGGGGUGGGAGAAGAAAGACCAGGACAGGCAGAGUGUCCAGAGGAUACUGGACAUGUCAGAGAAAGUUCUCCAGGCCCAGAACAAGUGGAGAGGGGCCGGCAAGUUCCUCCUCAGGAAACUAAGCAAUGAUCCCAGCAGCAGAGCUUGGAUGACCACAAUGUUAUCAAGGGAACAGCAGAGGAAGCAGGAAUCUGAGAACAACACAGGAGACUGGGAGAGUGUGGAGCAGGUGUUCCUGGUGUGUGUGUAUAAUGUAGCACCUGACCAGCCCUACACCAUAUUUAAGGCCCCCACAUCCAGCAACGCACAGGACAUUAUCACACAGGCUAUGAUGAAGGCUCACCGCUCAGAUUUAGAGGACCUGAGGAAUUUUGUGUUGGUGGAGGAGCUGGAAGUAUCGGGUGCGGACUCCCAGUUAGGGCGGCGCCACAGCUCCGAGAGCGUUGAGAGGCGGAUACUGAUGGAUGACGAGAAUGUGUAUCUGGCACAGAGUGAAUGGAAGACCAACGGAAAGUUUGUCAUCAUGGAUAGACAUCAAGCAGAGAUGGAGGAAAAUCCAUGUGAGAAGAAAAGAAAGGGAUUUAUAAAUAAGGGGCCAAAGUCCAGAUCUCUAACUUCAGAGCACCCUCGGACCCACACCCGGGCGUUGUCCUGGCAGGAGAGUAAUCGGAGUCCCAGUGAGCCCUCUAGUCCCAGCCUGUCCUCCUCCAGACUGAAGAAGAUCUCCUCCAAGAUCACCAACAAGCUCAGCAAGUGACAGAACCACCUCACAGUGGAGGGGUCCUCAUGUCAGGAGGUAGACUCUCAGAGUGGUGGAGGUCUGCAAUGGUGGACAGAAGUGUCAAUCAUCCUAACGGUUGACAACUAGUCGAGGAGAACCAGUCAAGUGGUUUGAGAGUUGAGAAAUUUUGUACUGAUGUUGGAAGGAAAUGAAACCCAUUCAGCACCAAACUUUCUGCAACUAGAACAAAAUAGAAAUUGGACCUGUUAGAGAUAAACAGAAGCAGAACAAAGGUUUCUGUAGAAGGUUUUUAUAAACCAUGCCACAAACAGGGAAGUGGUGUUAACCCAGACUUGAACAUUCCUGAAAUAUAAUUUUCCAGUUGUUGUCCAUAUAAGUACUCUCAAAGAAAAAUGCCAUUGAGCUUUCUGAGGUCACCGAACUUAAAUUUCCCUGUUUGUGUAUCAAUUCUAAAGACAUUCUUGAUGUUUAAUAGAACAUGUAUGGCAUGGAAUGUUACUUUUGUAGAAAUGGCUGGAAAAUUAAUGUACAUGAAUACUAUGAAUCCAUUUAUUCCCCUAUAGGAGUCUUGUUUUCUAUAUGGACCCUGUCUUUUAUUUUGAUCAGAUGACAUCCUUCUGUUUAAUACUCUUGCUACAAGGAACAAAUUAUCUUUAUCUAGGGGAAAAAAAUCAGUGUCAUUUGAUUGCAUCAAAUUCAGAUCUUACUAACUCAGGGGUAAAUUUAAUAUAAAGAUAUCAUGAAGAUAUGGUAAUAACUAUUUUUCAGUGUAUUUUUAUGAAUGAGCAAUUAGAGACACAUUCUAUAAAAGAAUAUCUGUAGAUCAUCAAAUUUUCAUGUCACUUUAUUCUCACAAGAAAGUUAUUUGAUAUCAAUUUAUAAUUGAAACAACAUUUUUGCAAAUUUUGGUUAUUGUAUUCAAUCAAGUAUAAAAAUACAUUUUUCACAAAUUAAAAACUGAUUAAAAUGCAGCUGUACAAUCUUUGUAGUGGUAUGUUAUAUUAAUGGUACACAUGUACUAGUUUUGAACACUUGAAAAGAGCUGUGCUUUUGAGCUACUGAAACUAGCAAUGUUCUGUUCACAGAGGCAGUCAUUGCACCAAUUGGUUUUACUUGCCAGUAUUAUUUCAUAAUGUAUGCAGACGAGAACACUUAUUCUAGUGAAUUUAAUUUGGUCACUUGAGAAGAUACAUGUAACAUUUAUGAAUACAAUGAAAUUUAAUUGCUAAUGUAUUACAGUUACAUCCACUUUUAAUAUGCCACAGUGCAAAGAAAUGUUUAAUUAAUUACGGUUUUGUAUUUUUUUUUCUUUCUUAAUAAGGAUUGGUAUUUAAGGAUUUUUUUAUAACAAUUUCCCUUCUUUCUUUUUUUAAUCAAGAUAAAACAAAGGGUCAGCUUGGAGCAUAUUUCUUUACCAGGAAGGGAUCUGUUUACUUACUGAAUCAAUUUUGAUGAGUUGUUUUGGUUUCUGAUGCAGAAACCCAGGUGUUCUCUUGAGGUGCAUGAAAGGAUACAACUUUUUAAAAUGGAUGUUAUGUUUGAGCUGACUAUUUAAGGUGUAUAUGAGAAUGGUCAUUUUUACAUUCUAGAAUUCAGCUAGAUUAAAGCCCUUUUGGCAGCCUAUUAUAAACAACCAGACUUUGUUUGUGGUGCAUUUUGGUCAUUUUUCACUAAAAUGUACAUUUCGUUGAUAAUAUAUUGGACAUUACUAUUGCUAUGUGUUUGUUGAUGUUUGAGGUAUGGAGGGAGGUGUGAACAUCUUCACUUGUUAAUUCCUGCAAAAUCUUAGAGUUUACAACCCUUAAAUUUUUUUUGCACUACAAUCCCAACUUUUCUAUGUGAUUUGUUGUUUGGUUGAAUGCCUGGUAUCUAGGAUAUUGGCAGGAGAUGUAGAGGUGCAUUUUAUUUUAUUUUAUGAGAGAGGGAGAGUUUCAUUGCUGUAGCAUUCUAUUAGCAAAAAGUUGUGGAUGUACAAGCAAAUUUCUAUUUACAUUUGAUCAAUUAAUACUUUUUAUCCUCUGUAUUAAGUUUUUGAAUUGUCCCAAACAAAGGUUGUUGAUAAAUACCAUUGUUAAAAAUAUUUUCUUUUUUGUGUAUUCUCAAAUACAUUUGUUGCAAUGUUAGCAUUUCCUCUUAUUUAUAUUUGUUGUGGCCAUUGCAGUUUUUGUUUCCCUUGUUGAAUAUAAAUAUAUUUAUACAUGUAUACAAAUUUGUUAUUUAUGACAUAAUAUAUCUGGCUUGUGCCACAAAGUCACAAAUUUACUUUCAUAUUGACCAAGCUUAAAUAAUUGUUUAUUAACUUAUCAAGUUUUUACAACCAGCAAUUUGAAUGGUACACAGAAAUGUAUAAGAUUGAAAGAGGUACCAGAAAUACCAACAUAUAGUGACCAAAUAUCACAUUUUUUCAAAUUCAUGAUUUUCAUUUGUAUGUUUUUUACCGUAUGGUCAUUGAAAAUUAACGAUCAUGACUUUUUCAAUUGUCAAGUUAAUGGCAUAUGAAAUAUGCACAAAAUUUUCCAUUUAGUGUCCAUUUGUUUUUGAAGCAAUAUAGAAAAUAUUUGUUCGAACAAGGAGUUUUUCCAGUUGCCUUAAAUUGUGCAUGUCAUUAUUUUUAUCAUUUCGCUAAAGUCAUCAUUGAAUUAAUGACAGGGUCAUUUUGAUGUCUGAGUGGCAGAUAUAUAAACUGUUUGUGGAUAUUGUCUUUCAUCUUGUCAUAACAAGACGAUGCUAUUUUUUGUGUUUGUAUAGUUUUGUACAAAAAAAAUAAGACACAAGUCAAUGUUGGAGAAACAGUAUGUGUGUGAAACAUAUCAGGUCAAAUAAAUUCAGUGUCAUUCCUAUGA